Pseudonaja textilis is the source of this 1485-nucleotide messenger RNA. It is a transcript of the gene HSD17B2, whose product is annotated as hydroxysteroid 17-beta dehydrogenase 2. Gene Ontology annotation, cellular component: intracellular membrane-bounded organelle. Gene Ontology annotation, molecular function: estradiol 17-beta-dehydrogenase [NAD(P)+] activity; testosterone dehydrogenase (NAD+) activity. Lineage: Eukaryota; Metazoa; Chordata; Lepidosauria; Squamata; Elapidae. The record is from RefSeq and is a predicted model, not a curated record. Gene Ontology annotation, biological process: steroid metabolic process.
CGUGAGCAAUCCCCUAUCAUGUUUUUGCACCUGGAUGAAGUGGAUCCUUCUCUGCUCUUUUACAUGGGAGCCACGGUGCUCUACGGCGGGACCAUUUUCUAUCGAGCGAAGAAGAACCGACUGGAGAAAAAGACCCCCUUUUGCUGGGGUCUCCUGUUGCUUUUGACCCUGGAAGUCCUCUGCUUUGCUACCUUGAGAAGUGCCCUGGGCUUGGCUCUGUUCUCCCUGGCGUGCCUUGUGUUUUGCUUGUACACUCCUGUGCAAGCAAUGUUGCCCGUCGGUCGUAAGGCAGUUCUGAUUACAGGAACCGACAGUGGGAUCGGCCAUGAGCUGGCCAAGUACCUUGACAGUUUAGGGUUCACUGUCUUUGCCGGCGUCUUAAGUGCAACGGGGCCCGGGGCCAAAAGUCUGAAGGAGACCUGCUCCGAAAGGCUUUCAAUCCUGCAAUUGGACAUCACCAGUUCUGCGCAAAUCAAGGAGGCUUAUCACGAAAUAAGACGGAAGUUGCAACAGGAAGAGCUUUGGGCUGUUAUCAACAAUGCAGGAAUCCUGGGGUUCAUAGCAGACGGAGAACUGCUCCCCAUGAGUUCUUACAAGCAGUGCAUGGAUGUAAAUUUCUUUGGGCCUGUUGAAAUAUCCAAAAUGUUCUUACCAUUGCUCCGGAAAUCCAAGGGAAGGAUUAUUAACGUCUCGAGCCUGGCAGGAGGAAUCCCAAUGCCACGGUUUGCUGCCUAUGGUGCCUCCAAGGCAGCCCUCUCCAUGUUUUCUGGCGUUAUGAGGCAGGAGCUGUCCAUGUGGGGCAUCAAAGUUGCUGUUCUCCACCCAUCAGGCUUCAAAACAUCAAUCGGGGGGAACCCUGAAGACUGGGAAAAGGAAGAACAGAUGAUUCUGGGCAGCCUAGCUCCAGAUGUGAAGAACGAUUAUGGCGAGGAUUACAUCCAUAAUCUGAGGAUGUUCCUCGGUGAGAUGUCUUCAGUUUGCUCAUCUGAUCUCUCACCCGUCUUCUCCGAUGUUCUGCAUGCUUUACUGGCUGAGCGACCAAAAGGUUUAUACACUCCAGGCAAGAAUAGCUACACCUUUCUUCUUGUGUUCUGUUAUUUUCCUCUCUGGUUUUAUGACUUUUUCAUGAGCAAAAUAAUGGGUAACCCUCACAUGCCUCAUGCUCUCCGAACGGCAGAGCGAAAGAAACAGGUCAUACAUUGAGAGUAAGAAGUCUAGGCAUCCUUCAAAAAAUGGACGUCGGAAGUCCCUCGCAUUUUUUAUGGUUCAUGCCCUUUAUUUGAUAAGUUAUUCAGCUUUACACAAUUACACAACCUAAGAAACCAGUAAACAAUAGAUGGAGAUAUGAAUAUAAGUGUAGAUUUUAGAAUGGUACAGAAGGAAGUUUUAACAUUAUCAUAGUGAACAUCUCAUUGAUAAUGCCUUUUAAGGUUCACCUUUGUUUUGAAAUGGAGAUUAACUUUUUCUGGAAUGGUAUUUUGUGUU